GCCGGUCGGCGCCGCGCGGAGCUGGGCGCGGGAUUGGCUGCGGCACUCGCGUGUCAGGCGGUUGCUAGGCUCCGGCCGCGCGCCCCGCCCUCGCGCUCGGCGCCCUCUCACCGCCCGGUACGUGCUCGCGCGGUGGCUGCGGUGCGGCGCUCCUCGGGAUCGGCGGCGGCGGCGGCUUCGCGCCGAGUCCCCGGGGAGCGGCGGCGCGGCGGCGGCCGCCUCCGGCAGUCGGGAGGAGGGAGCACCUGCCGCGGCCCGCCCGCCGGCGCUCGGCUCUGGGUGCUUUGGGAUGGAGCAAGUGUGCAGAGGGUGAGGACCCAGCUGUGGGACUACAUCACUUGCUUCCUUUCUUAGUGAGACCAUCAACUUAAGCAGACUGCCCACGAUGAGAAUGUCUGAGGGCCUCUCACUGCUGCUCCCACUUUGGGGGAGGACCUUUCUCCUGCUGCUCACCGUGGCCAUGGCGCAGUCCCGCUGGCCCAGCGAACCUUCAGAGGCCAUCAGGGACUGGGAGAACCAGCUUGAGGCAUCUAUGCAUUCGGUGUUGUCAGACCUCCACGAGGCUGUUCCCACAGUGGUUGGCAUUCCUGAUGGCACAGCUGUCGUUGGACGCUCAUUUCGAGUGACCAUUCCAACAGACUUAAUUGCUUCCAAUGGAGAAGUCAUCAAGGUAUCAGCGGCGGGAAAGGAGGCCUUGCCAUCCUGGCUACACUGGGAUCCACAGAGUCACACCCUGGAGGGCCUUCCCCUUGACACCGAUAAGGGUGUACAUUACAUCUCAGUGAAUGCCGCACGACUGGGGGCCAAUGGGAGCCAUGUCCCCCAGACCUCCAGCGUGUUCUCUAUUGAGGUCUACCCUGAAGACCACAGCGAGCCACAGUCCAUGCGAGCGACUUCACCAGACCCUGGUGAGGUGAUGUCAUCUGCCUGUGCUGCCGAUGAGCCUGUGACUGUCCUGACUGUGAUUCUGGAUGCUGACCUCACGAAGAUGACCCCAAAGCAAAGGAUUGACCUUUUACACAGGAUGCGGAGCUUCUCAGAAGUGGAGCUUCAUAACAUGAAGUUAGUGCCGGUGGUGAAUAAUAGACUGUUUGAUAUGUCAGCUUUCAUGGCUGGCCCGGGAAAUGCAAAAAAGGUGGUAGAGAAUGGGGCCCUGCUCUCCUGGAAACUCGGGUGCUCCCUGAAUCAGAACACCGUGCCUGACAUUCGUGGUGUGGAGGCUCCUGCCAGGGAGGGUGCAAUGUCUGCCCAGCUUGGCUACCCUGUGGUGGGUUGGCACAUCGCCAACAAGAAGCCCCCUCUUCCCAAACGCAUCCGGAGACAGAUUCAUGCCACACCCACACCUGUCACUGCCAUUGGGCCUCCAACUACAGCCAUCCAGGAGCCACCAUCCAGGAUCGUGCCCACCCCCACAUCUCCAGCCAUUGCUCCUCCAACAGAGACCAUAGCUCCGCCAGUCAGGGAUCCUGUCCCUGGGAAGCCCACGGUCACCAUUCGGACUCGUGGUGCCAUUAUUCAGACCCCAACCCUAGGCCCCAUCCAGCCCACUAGGGUAACAGAAGCUGGCACCACGGUUCCUGGCCAGAUUCGCCCAACCAUGACGAUUCCUGGCUAUGUGGAGCCUACAGCAGUUAUUACCCCUCCCACAACUACCACCAAGAAGCCACGGGUGUCCACACCAAAACCCGCUACGCCUUCAACUGACUCUUCAACCACCACCACCCGCAGACCAACCAAGAAACCACGGACCCCCCGGCCAGUGCCCCGGGUCACCACCAAGGCUCCUAUCACCAGGUUGGAAACUGCUUCCCCGCCCACGCGCAUCCGCACCACCACCAGCGGCAUGCCCCGCGGAGAACCCAACCAGCGCCCAGAGCUCAAGAACCACAUUGACAAGGUAGAUGCCUGGGUUGGCACCUACUUUGAGGUGAAGAUCCCGCCUGACACCUUCUAUGAUAAAGAGGACACUACUACCGACAAGCUGAAGCUGACACUGAAGCUUCGGGAGCAGCAGCUGGUAGGCGAGAAGUCCUGGGUGCAGUUCAAUAGUAACAGCCAGCUCAUGUAUGGCCUGCCCGAUAGCAGCCACGUGGGUAAGCAUGAGUACUUCAUGCAUGCCACAGACAAGGGGGGGCUAUCAGCUGUGGAUGCCUUUGAGAUCCAUGUCCACAGGCGCCCUCAAGGGGACAGGGCUCCUGCCAGAUUCAAGGCUGUGUUUAUGGGUGAACCAGCACCAGUGGUGAAUGACAUACACAAGAAGAUUGCCCUGGUGAAGAAGCUAGCCUUUGCCUUUGGGGACCGCAACUGCAGCACCAUCACUCUGCAGAAUAUCACCCGGGGCUCCAUUGUGGUGGAAUGGACCAACAACACACUCCCCCUGGAGCCCUGUCCCAAGGAGCAGAUCACGGGACUGAGCCAGAGGAUUGCUGAGGAUGAUGGGAAACCUCGGGCCGCCUUCUCCAAUGCCUUGGAGCCCGAUUUCAAGGCCCUCAGCAUUACUGUGACAGGUGCUGGCAGCUGCCGGCAUGUACAGUUUAUCCCUGUGAUGCCACCUGGGAGGACAUCCUCAGUGGCACCGUCCACCGAAGCGCCAGACAGGGACCCGGAGAAGAGUAGCGAGGAUGAUGUCUACCUGCACACAGUCAUUCCGGCUGUGGUGGUUGCAGCCAUCCUGCUCAUCGCUGGCAUCAUCGCCAUGAUCUGCUAUCGCAAGAAGCGGAAGGGCAAACUCACCCUUGAGGACCAGGCCACCUUCAUCAAGAAGGGGGUGCCUAUCAUCUUUGCGGAUGAGCUGGAUGACUCAAAGCCCCCCCCCUCCUCCAGCAUGCCACUCAUCCUGCAGGAGGAGAAAGCCCCUCUUCCCCCUCCCGAGUACCCCAACCAGAGUGUGCCCGAGACCACUCCUCUGAACCAGGACACCGUGGGAGAGUACACACCCCUGCGGGAUGAGGAUCCCAAUGCUCCUCCCUACCAGCCACCUCCGCCCUUCACAGCCCCCAUGGAGGGCAAGGGCUCCCGUCCCAAGAACAUGACCCCAUACCGGUCGCCCCCGCCCUAUGUCCCCCCUUAACCCACAAGCGCCUGGGUGGAGGCAAGGGUAGGGCAGGGCCCUGGAGACAACAUGGUGUUGUCUGUGGAGACCGGUGGCCUGCAGACCAUCGCCCACUGGGAGCCGACACCUGACCUAGCACAUACUGACACACACAGGGCCUGGACAAGCCCACCCUCUUUGGUCCUCCUAAACCCCAAAGCAGCUGGAGAGACUUUGGGGACAUUUUUACUUUUAUUUUUUGCCUAACAGCUUUUUGUUUGUUCAUAGAAAAUUCUUCGCUACGUUCUUGAUGGCUGGCUCUGAAAGCACUGUUUGGAGUAGAGGUAGAUGGAGGGAGCGAGGAACCGUGAAUGAACUUGCAGGCAGUGCUGGGCGGCCCCCCGGCUCUCUGCGUUUUGCCUUUAACACUAACUGUACUGUUUUUUCUAUUCACGUGUGUCUAGCUGCAGGAUGUAACAUGGAAAACAGUAGCUAAAGAUUAAGUUCAAAGGACUUUCAGAAGUUAAGGUUAAGUUUUUACAUUUAAUCUGCUGUUUACCUAAACUUGUAUGUAUAAUUUCGGGGUGGGUAUGGGGAAUUGCUUUGCUAAAAAUAAGCUCCCAGGGUGUUUCAAACUUAGAGAAGACCAAGGGACAGUAUUUUUUAUCAAAGGAAUCCUAUUUUUUCACACUAUGUAACUUGGUUGCUCUGAUACCCCAGAGCCUGCCUGGGGGCCUCCCGGCCCUGGUGCUGGGCUUGCUCUCCCGCUGCUGCCAGGGGCUGGAAGCUGGAGGGGCCUCUUGGGCCGUGGACAUCCGCACCCUCACCCCAUGCACGCUAGUGGCCCGCCAUCUAGGGGUCUUCAUUUUCAUGGAAAGGGGACUCCAAGAGGCAGUGGUGGCCAUGGCCCCCAACCUAGGUGCUCCAGGGUGGGCCAGCUGCUCGUGGUGGGACCUGAGGAGGUCGAGGGACUCUACUACAUCACCUUUCUUUCUUUUACCCUUCUGUGUUUUUCUUUUCCCUUCUAAAAGGAAUAUCAUGGUUUUUGAAACACUCAGUGGGGGACAUUUUGGUGAAGAUGCAAUAUUUUUAUGUCAUGUGAUGCUCUUUCCUCACUUGACUUUGGCCGCUUUGUCCCAACCGUCCAGAACCCUACCUUGACCCACCUCACCCCUCCUCUGGCACUGCAGUCCCAGACAAUAGGCCUCAGUGGCUGGAAAAGGUCUGGUGGCUGGGGAGGAGUGCCAGCAAUAUAGUUCAUAGUAAAAAUCUGUGGGCUCUCAAAGCUAAUUUUUUACUAAAGUUUUUAUACAGCCUCAAAUUGUUUUAUUAAAAAAAGUUUAAAAAUGGUGAUGCUUACAGCAGUUUGUACAAGCUCUUAGUGUUGAUUCCAUGGAACUGACGGCUUUGCUCAUUUUGAUUCCUACCCCGUACCCCGCCCCCCCCCACCUCCCUUUUUCCCUAACAGUUUAAAUUCCGGAAUUACACUGGGACUUCUUUUGCCUUUUGUAGCAGAAUGUCUGUCUGUCCAUCUGCGUCUCUGUCGGGUGACUCAGGGGUGCCCACUCUGCUUUGAUUCUCCUCGGCUGGAAGAAACCAUUUUGAGCAUGACUUUCUUGACAUCUGGGAGUUAUUUUGGGUACCUUUGAGGGAGGAAUGCCUUUUGCAAUAAUGUAUCCCUUCCAUGAUUGAGGGCAGGUGGGUGGACCCAGGCUCCCUUUGCACACGGAGCAGCCACUUCUAAGCCAUAUCGAACCAUUUUUCAGAGGAUUCGUGUGUGCUGCCUCAGGAGGGGAGGGCCAGUUAUAAGGGAGGGUUUCUCCACCCUGCCCUUCUCUGGAGAGCGUUUCCCCUUGCGCCUUCUCCCACAGGACCCACCCCUUCUCCCCUGCCCAUCCUUGUGGGGGGCUACAUAGUGAGCAGUGCCUCUGUUGGGGGAGCCUGUAGAUGAGAGCUCAGCGGACCUCUGGCGACUGGGCCUGUGCCUCCAAGCCAAAGUGUCCCCACUGUCCCAGAGUCAGGAGCACGGGCAGAGUCUGACCUGGUGAGAUUAUUUCUGAUGACUUCGUCAAAAAAUAAACAAUUCCCAGUAUUCCAGGUGAGGGCUUUGAAAGGCCUUCCAACAGCUCCGUUGCCCCUAGCAACCCCACCAUUGGGCACUGCCAUGCUGAGACAGGCUGGCCCAGAAUGGCCUGUUGCCAUAGCAACCGGAGGCGAUGGGGCAGUGAACGGAAUAACAACAGCAACAAUGCCCUUGCAGGCCGCCUCCUCCCCUGAGCGCUGGGCUGGCGAUGGCCAUUGAACUCUGUGAGACAGAGAGCCAAUCUCACAUUCAAGUGUUCACCAACCACUGAUGUGUUUUUAUUUCCUUCUAUAUGAUUUCAAGAUGUGUUUUCUGCAUUCUGUAUAGAAACAUAUCAAACUAAAUAAAAGCAGUGUCUUUAUUACAAUGCCGUUGCCUCCAAGC
This is a messenger RNA of Talpa occidentalis (Iberian mole), 5498 nucleotides long. RefSeq names its product dystroglycan 1 (gene DAG1). NCBI's taxonomy places the organism in Eukaryota, Metazoa, Chordata, Mammalia, Eulipotyphla, Talpidae. Gene Ontology annotation, cellular component: dystroglycan complex; dystrophin-associated glycoprotein complex; basement membrane. Gene Ontology annotation, molecular function: calcium ion binding; laminin binding. The record is from RefSeq and is a predicted model, not a curated record. The coding region runs from base 386 to 3070 and encodes 894 amino acids. Gene Ontology annotation, biological process: nerve development; morphogenesis of an epithelium; axon guidance. The transcript is spliced from 3 exons.